Plasmodium reichenowi is the source of this 615-nucleotide messenger RNA. Its product is annotated as conserved protein, unknown function. The record is from RefSeq and is a predicted model, not a curated record. The annotation marks the transcript as partial. The transcript has a single exon. Lineage: Eukaryota; Apicomplexa; Aconoidasida; Haemosporida; Plasmodiidae.
CCAAACAGUGGAACCUUGUCUGUUUUGUUAGAAAAUUUCGAUUAUGAAUCAACUGAAGAAAGCAACAAUAAAUGUGAGUAUAUAAUUAACAAAGAACCAAUUGAAAAAAACAAUAAUAUGAACCCUAAAGUUAUUAGGAACGCUAGGAGAAGACCAACCUAUUCUCCAACGGCCAGAAAAAUAAAUAUCCAAUCAGAUGAUGAUGAAGAAGAUGAAGAUGAAAAAUUAUCUACAGAUGAUUCAGAUGAAAAUAUUUCAGCUAAAGAUAUAAAAGAUGAAAAAAUCCAACAAUAUAGAAAAACGCUUACCAAAAUUGUUAAAAUAAAAACAGCCAUUUUUCAUGAAACUGUUAAAGUUACAUGCUCAAAAGAUGGAAAAAUGCUUGAAUGGUAUAAAGGGAAAAAUGAUUCAGAUGGGAAAAAAAAACCAAUAGGCUCAUUUCCAUUAAAUAAAAUAACUUCCAUAAGAACUAAAGUUGAUAACCUCAAAUCUUUAGAAAUAUCUGUAAGUAGUGUACAUAUAAGUACAUACUUAUUUACUUUUAAAACUAGAGAAGAAAGGGAAAGCUGGCAAAACAAUUUAGAAUCCUUUAGAAAAAUUAUGAGUAUGAAGUGA